CCUUUACAAAAUGUACCCAUUGAUCGCAUAUUUACGGCGAGAUGAUUGAUGCGCGCUGUGAGCCAACGGAGACGGACAUCGUCACCUGUCGGCCAUUUUACGCCGGCCCAUUGAAUAAGAUAAACUUGCUGUUUCAUAAAUAUUAGAGAUGCAGUAGAUUUAAUGCAAAUUUUAAAAUAAUUCUAACAUUUUCAUUUAACAACGAGCCUGAAUCAUGGCCACGUUGAUGCGAUUUGUCAAGUCCUCCGACGCAAGAUGAGCGCUAGUGACUUACGCUGCUGACUUCGCCUUUUGACAUCUAACCGUAUAUAUGAAUAUCUAUAAGUUUACCUUUUAUAUUUUAUAAAGUAGGUGUUUUUUUCUUCUAAUUUUCGUCUUAGCCAUUAAGUAACACCAAAUCAUUUCUUAAUGUAUUUGAGAGUAUUGUUUUCAUAUUAGGUCCCUCGUAUUUCCGUUCCAAAGUUCAAGCUGUUCUACAUAACAAACAGUGGCUGUCGUUCGUACCGGAGAACUCUUCCAAGUUGCAGCCAGCAACCUAUGUCGAAUAAUAUUCGUUUUGCUGGCACCAUGCCCGGGAGAGUUGAAGCCAGCGACAAAACGGCCUGGAUUGGCUCGAAAGCGAAUGCUACAACUGAAACGAGGAGGAAAACAACGAUUUAUAUCGUUUAUCUAAUUGCAGCUUUGGACAUAACCUGGAUGUUUAUACAGUUCUCAAUUACGCCCUAUUUGGCAAGGAAACUGGGCUUUGAUACGUUAUGGUUUGGUUAUUUACAAACCAUGGUCGGUGUCAUUCAGUUGUUUGGCGGUCCUUUGUUUGGACGGUUCGCAGAUGUUAUAGGAGCCCGAGCGGCACUGUCAUUGGCGUGUGCUGCAAAUAUUGUUUUCUUCAUUCUACUGGCUAUUGCAGACUCUCCUGCCAUGCUUUUUGUUCAAAAACUCCCCACAGUUGUCAUGCAUGUCCUACCAGCUUCACAGAUGGUUGUAGCGGACCUUUCUGAACCUGAAAAACGGGCCGAUGCAUUAUCCAAACUGGGUCUUUGUUUCGGUAUUGGGAUGAUAGCUGGCUCCACUAUAGGUGGCCAUCUCGUCACAAGUUAUGGGGAAAGAUUUGCUGCAUACAGCGGUGCUGCAGGGAGCACAUUGAGUUUGCUUUUGGUAUUAAGCUUUAUACCUCAAACCACCAAAGUUCAAAGUGCAGCAGCCAAAAAUGAUUCUGAGAACAAAAACAAAUCCAUAUUUAGCGUGGGCCAGAUCACAAGACUAAUGAAGUUUCCAGGUGUGGCGCAAACAUUUGUUGUGAAGAUUGUUGCAGGUUUACCAUCAGGCAUUUUCCAAGUGAUGUUCUCUAUAAUUGCAUUGGAGGUUUUUAAGUUGACACCUGAAACAAAUGGAUAUAUAAUGGCCUAUUUUGGAAUAGCCCAGAUGGUGGUUCAGGGAGGCGUGAUCGGGCGACUUACAGCAAGAUACUCUGAGAGUUCACUGCUACUAUUGUCAAUUGGAAUUUCUGCUUUAGUGGGCCUGGCUCAGGCGUACAUGCAAAAUGUGUUCCAGUUCUGCCUCACUGUGGUCCCCAUGAUGUUUUCCCUUAGUGUGUUUAAUGUUAUCACAGACAGUUUGCUCACCAAGAGCGUGCCUUCCUCUGACACAGGCACAAUGCUGGGGCUGUGUGCAGCUGUUCAGUCUCUACUUCGUACAGUUGGACCAACCAUUGGCGGUGUUCUCUAUGUGAACUAUGGCCUUUUUUCUAUUGGCUUUCUCCAGUUCAUUGGAAAUAGUGCAGUGUUUUUGUACCUGCUACAGCGUCAAUUGAACAAGAACUCAGAGUAUAAGGAAUGAUACUUAAAGCUUUGAAAUCUUUCAAUCUCCCAAGAUGUUGACCAAAAAUUCAAAUCGGUUGGGCCACCUCAAUGCAAAUUAUUGAAACGUGUAUAAGCUUCUAAGUGUGCAUAAAAUAACUUUGAUAAAUCACAUUUGUAGUAGUGGCAUCAGUGGAACUGGGCUUUAUAGUUAAAUGAAUUUGUUUCUAACUUGUUUAGAAGUGUUUUGUAUAUACUCUAUUGCAGUGUCUUCGAGUGGCCAGAAAAUAAAUGAUUUUAUAUA
Messenger RNA from Corythoichthys intestinalis (scribbled pipefish), 2100 nucleotides. RefSeq names its product solute carrier family 22 member 18 (gene slc67a1). NCBI's taxonomy places the organism in Eukaryota, Metazoa, Chordata, Actinopteri, Syngnathiformes, Syngnathidae. The transcript is spliced from 10 exons. Gene Ontology annotation, molecular function: transmembrane transporter activity. Gene Ontology annotation, cellular component: nuclear envelope. Gene Ontology annotation, biological process: transmembrane transport. The coding region runs from base 538 to 1836 and encodes 432 amino acids. The record is from RefSeq and is a predicted model, not a curated record.